This is a messenger RNA of Ochlerotatus camptorhynchus, 667 nucleotides long. It is a transcript of the gene RpL12, whose product is annotated as ribosomal protein L12. Gene Ontology annotation, cellular component: cytosolic large ribosomal subunit; ribosome. Gene Ontology annotation, biological process: translation. Bases 98 to 595 code for a protein of 165 amino acids. NCBI's taxonomy places the organism in Eukaryota, Metazoa, Arthropoda, Insecta, Diptera, Culicidae. Gene Ontology annotation, molecular function: structural constituent of ribosome; large ribosomal subunit rRNA binding. The transcript is spliced from 3 exons. The record is from RefSeq and is a predicted model, not a curated record.
UCUCUCUCUUUCCGGCAUCUUUAACAAUUGUGUGAACACACAUUUGUAAAGUUGUGAAGUAGGUUUUCAUCGAAAACUCUCUGUUUUAUUCACCAAGAUGCCACCAAAGUUCGAUCCCAAUGAGAUUAAACACGUCUACCUGAGAUGUGUCGGUGGGGAAGUCGGUGCCACCUCGUCAUUGGCUCCUAAGAUCGGUCCACUUGGUCUGUCUCCCAAGAAAAUUGGUGACGAUAUUGCUAAGGCCACCGGAGAUUGGAAGGGUCUGAAGAUCACUGUCUGCUUGACCAUCCAGAACCGACAAGCAGCAAUCUCCGUUGUACCAUCGGCUGCUUCCCUGAUUGUAAAAGCUCUAAAGGAACCACCACGUGAUCGCAAGAAGGUGAAGAACAUCAAGCACAAUGGUAACAUUACCUUCGAUGAAGUGAUCAGCAUUGCCCGAGUGAUGCGACCUCGCUCGAUGGCUCGCGAACUGUCUGGAACCUGCAAGGAGGUGCUGGGUACGGCUCACAGCGUUGGCUGUACGAUCGACAGCCGUGCGCCACAUGAAGUUAUCGACGACAUCAACAGCGGUGCGAUUGAAUGCCCAACUGAGUAAAUGUAAUAUAUCCUGAAGUAUAAGUGCGAUGCUACUGAGAGAAGGUUCAAUAAAAUCUAUUAUUAAAUAAAA